AUGCAAAAGAAAUUAUUUUUUAUACUGUCACUGACAUUAAUUUUACGUUGGGUUAAAUCAUUACCAUUGGAUUUAGGUUCAUUGGAGUACGAUAAUCUUGAGACUGAUUUAUCAAAUUUGAAAUACGAAUCUAGUGGAAGAGAUUUAAAUGAUUUUUUUAAAUCUACCAAUGAAAAUGUUGCAAGUGAUAGAAGUGAUAAAAACAAAUCAAAAGUUAAAACAGAUAUUUCUGGCUUCAAGAACAAAAAUUCGGCCAGUACAGGAUUAAAUCUAAAGUAUAAUAUUGAAGAUUUAAAGAAAUUCUUCAAACAAGUUGGUUUAAACGAUGCAGGAUCUUAUGAUGAUGGUGCAAUUUAUGGAAUAGUCAAAGGAUUAGCUAAAAAGGGGGUUGGCAUCACGGGAAAUGAAGAAAGGAAAUAUAAAAAAGGGACUAAAUCUAAAGGAUUCCAUAAUAUUUCUCAUAAAGAUGAAUAUAAUCGGAAUAAUGAAUUUUAUGAAGAAGAUGAAACCAGUGGGGUAAUAAAAAAAGUUGGUGCAAAAGGACUAGGAUUCGAAUCACGAGCUGGUGCAGGUCUUAAAAAGGGGUAUUUUCAUCAUGAUCUUGACAAAGGACUGUUCGGCAAACAAGGUGUUUCAGAUAAAGGAACUCUUAAUAAGGACUAUGAAAAAUUCGCUGAUUCUCAAGGAUUUGAUGCUUAUUUCAAAAGUAGUGAUAGA
Brenthis ino (lesser marbled fritillary) is the source of this 717-nucleotide messenger RNA. The record is from the annotation of a GenBank genome assembly. Lineage: Eukaryota; Metazoa; Arthropoda; Insecta; Lepidoptera; Nymphalidae.